Molecule: messenger RNA, 958 nt
Organism: Argiope bruennichi
Lineage: Eukaryota; Metazoa; Arthropoda; Arachnida; Araneae; Araneidae
Exons: 2
Coding region: 104-703 (199 amino acids)
Source: RefSeq, a predicted model, not a curated record
AUGCUGAACAGAAAAGUUGUCAAAAGCAAUAUCUUGCUGAAAAAACUUUUUGUUGUUGUUGUUCUGUUGACUAUUUAUACUAAUUUUACUAUAAUUUUCUACAAUGACUUCACCUAGAAGUGGAUAUCCUCAAAGAGGAAUUCCGGGAAUGUUUUCACCUCCAAUGAACUCGCCAAUGUUUUCACAUGCACAAUCCUCGCCAAGAUUCUCACCAGUUAACUCUUCACAAGGGAGAUAUUCACCAUCAUAUUCAUCACAACAUACUCCUGUGAAUUCAUCACAAGGAAGGUAUUCGCCCACUAAUUCAUCGCAAUAUAUGUAUUCCUCGGCAAAUUCAUCACAAGAUGGACAUUCAUCUAGAAAUCAGUUCAAGGGAGGAUACUCAUCCAGAAAUUCAUCUCAAAAUGCAUCUUUUGGAGGAUAUGCAAGUACAAGAAGUGCCUCACCGCUUCAUCAGCAAGCGCUUCGACAAUCUUUUAACAAAUCAAAGGAUAGUUCUGGUGUUAGCAGUCGUUCGUCUUUAGAUUCAACUGAUUAUAGCCGCCGUUAUAAACCUUAUAAUCAAAAUAAAAGGAAUUACCAAAACAGGAAUUCCUGGAACUCUAACAAGAGUUACAACAUAGAAGAUUAUAUUCUUCCUUCUAUGCUAGAAGAUCCGUGGGCAGGUUUGAAGGCAGACAGAAACAAGGAAUCAGAGGAAUAAGGAUACACACAUGGAAGACAAAGCAUAUUGCUCAACUGUAACUACAUGGUACAAACUCAUGUAAAUUGUUUUUAAUCUGGUUAAAAUUCAUAACACAAAAAAUUGCAUUCUUUCAUCUGAAUUGGAAGGCCCUGACAUAGUUUCAACGCAAGAGAACGAUGAAACAAUAGACUGUACAGGAAAAAAAAUGCACAUUGUAAAUUUUCUAAUUAUAUUGUAAAUUAAAUUCUAGUCAUAAAAAAACUAGAAUUUAAU